CGCGACACAGUUGGCACAGCACGGCGCAGUGUUCGCGCGAUAAUCGGCGCGGGUGGACGUAAAGUCAUGCGAGAAGCGGCUGGCAGGAUGGCCGAACUAGAGUUCGAGGCGCCGCUUGCCCAAAUCGAAGAGGCGGAUGACUGUCUAUCAACAGCAGACUACCCACAGAAGACUAUAAAUGGGAACGAUAUACGCCUCAAUAAUAUUAACAACCUUAAGAGUGAGAUGGUAAAAAUACAAACCGAUUCUAACAAAAUCAACGAUAAUGACGAGCCCAGACCGGUGAAGUGUAAACAGGAUAAUAUGCAGAACUGUGAAGGCGACAAUUUUACGGAGACUUUCUCCGGGUCACUUGAAGAUUUGGUUAACACUUUUGAUGAGAAGAUCACAAAGUGUUUCGGAAACUACGAAGAAAGCGUGGAGAAGCUGGCUCCAGUGCAAGUUCGUUCUCAAGAGGAAAUAAUGAACGAAUGCCAAAUGUGGUGGACAAUCACAGGAAAUUUCGGGAACAUCCUACCAAUUGACUGGACAAAGUCCUUUUCAAGGAAGAUGCACAUUCCAACAUUGAACCUCAGCGACAAAAAGGGCGCUAUGACGCCGGACGAUGAGAUACACAGCUCUGAAGACGAAGCGGUCGCGUCCGACUUGGAUAUGCACGCGCUCAUCUUGGGAGGUCUGCACCAGGACCACGAAUGCCCAGUUAAGACUGCUGAUGAAGUGAUACAAGAAAUAGACGACAUGAUGCAGGAGACUCCGUCGUCGGAGGGCGAUCUGAUAGAAUAUAAUGAAGCCCUGGAGAAAGGGAAAGAGGUGCUCAAUUCACCCCUAUAUGAAGAUAAGCUACGUCAAUUAUCGCUCGCUCAACUGAACGAAAUAUUCAUGGAACUGGAAGUGCUGAUCAGAGAGUUCUCGGAGACGCUGAUAGCGGAGCUCGCGCUUAGAGACGAGCUCGAGUACGAGAAGGAGUUGAAGAACACCUUCAUAUCGCUGCUGCUGGCCGUGCAGAACAAGCGCCGCCAGCACCACGUCGAGAAGAAGAAGCGCCCCGGCCCGCCGCGCUCGCCCAACCUCAACGGACUCUCCGAGCCGAAGUACUUGACAACAGUAAUCCCGUUCCACAUGGACAAUGGACCUCCUGACAAUCAAUCUCUCCAAGUUCUUAUAAAAAUUCUCAAAGCAAUAAAUGAAGACAGCCCCACUGUGCCGACGCUGCUAACAGACUACAUACUCAAAGUACUGUGUCCGACAUAAACACACACAGAUUUAGCUAAUACCAUAAACAAUAAAACACAACUACAUUUACGCUUCUUCCUUUUUAUUUUUUAUUCUUUAAAUGUUGUCAUCUGGAAUGACGGUUAUGACGACAUCACAUAGCCAUUUAAAUAUUAUUUUAGAAGCGAAAAUGCAGUUAUGUUUUGGUUAAAUUUCAUUACAGAUUUCUACAUUUCGAUGUCAGCACAUACAUAUUUAAUAUUAAGUCAUUGUUUCAUAUCAAAACAAUAUUAAAAUUUAAUCUGUGUAUCGCAUCAGCGAUUAAUAUAAGCACUUUCAAUAUAUUUAAAACAAAAAAAAAGAUUUAAAAAAAAAUAAGUCAGAGUACAGAUAAAAAAAGCUCGCAUUCGCAACUUUGUCUUUGCUCUCGAUGUUGCCAUGUGUAUUAUAGACUUGUAUUAAAAAAAAUGUCUUUAUUUGUUCGUAUUUUAAGUUAUUAUUGCCAUAAAACUUAUUCUCGUAUUCAAUAUAAUUUUGGCAUAUUUAUGAUUUAUAAUACUUUUUGCAUAAAUGAACUGUGAUAUCGUAUUAUGGUAGUUUGUUAAUUAUUGCUUCCUUUUAAGAUUUACAUAUUCUGUGCUGUUUUCAAUAAAUGUUCAUUACAUUAUUAUAUUUGUUUAAGAUGUCGAUUAUUUUUAAUGUUUUAUGAAAUAAAAACGGUGUAAAUAUGAAAAGAAUAAACCGGAAUUGUCGUCUCAACGUAAAUAAUAAUUAGUGAAAUUAGUUAUUUUAAGAAGAGAGCUGGAGAAGCUUGUAAAUAAUAAUCAGCUUUGCCUUCACGUAGAUAUUAUUAUAUUUUAAAAGGGCUAAAAUCUUAAUGUUAACAAUUAACAAGAAAUAAAAAUUGGUAAAAAACUUCAAAUUUUUAUUGUUCAUCGAUUUAAAAAAAAAAUUAUUGAAAUAAAUAAUCUUAAUUUAAGCAAAGCAAAUUUUUGUUUUAAAAACAUCGAUAUAAUUUUUCCAUUAGCAUAUAAAACGAAAUAGUUGCGUAGAAUGAAUAAUCAUUGUAACAGUUAAUUUGUCAUUUACAUUAAUCUAACUAAUUCCGAGCACUAUGCAAUAUAAAUGUAGUUUUAGGUUACAAAAUUUUAAUUAAUAGGUUUAAUCUCUAGUCUCAACGGUUCGUAGUCAUAAUUUUGUUAAUUUAAAAAAUACCUAUAUCGUUCUAUAAAUUAAGAAAAUUCUACAAAUUCUUUAUACGAUUAUAAGAAUUUAAAGAUAAUCUUACGAAAAGUCAACGUCUCAUGUUACCUCUGGAAGUAAUGUUAAGUAAUUUUCGUAAGUUUAUUUUUAUAUUCUAUCAUUUCGACAGCUCGACAAAUAUAAAAUAAGAAAUUAAAUUAUAAUGCAUGAUAAUAUGUGUAAAGUUGUUGUUGUAAUUUGAAAACGUUUUAAAAAGUUUUAAAUAAAUAAUGAAACAUUAUGUUUUGUUAGCAAUGUAACGCGGAGGCUUUUGUCGCACACUUUUAAAUUUUCGUGUAGCAACACCAAUUUGUUGUAAUCUGUAAUUGUGUAGUAAUGAAUGAGGAACUGAUGGAAACGAAUGUUUAAAGUUGGAAAUUGAUAUUAUAUAUAAUAUUUAAAUAGUUGUGAUAUAUCGUCAUUAUUUCGCCUUAAACAGUCUCACGAUAAAGAGAUAAUAGUAAAGAAUACAUAGGGUUUGUGCCUACUCAAAUUCCAUAAAUAACUGAUAGCAAAUUUGUAGAAAUGUUGGUGGCAAUCAAAUUGUCAAAUACCACGCAACGCAACGUAAAAAAUAUGCUAUCAUAAACUCAUUUGAAAAUGUAUCUUCAAUAUCUCUGUCCUCUGAGCGCUCUACAAGUAAUCAACCGAAUAAAAAGUUUUUUUUUUUUAAAUAUUAAUUUAUAGUUAAACUUCUCACCUUACAAAUAUAAAAAAACGCUUACAACUGUCUCAUUGGUCCCAAAGUUUGACAUUUUGAAAAACCGCCAAUAACAAUAUUGCAUCUCUGACACUGAUUCCUGUGUAACGGGGAUCGGCUCUGGUGUGGGAAGCUGUGUGUGGGAAGAAGAAUGUGUGUUGACACAUUAGUCCCGUCACAUGUCAAGUAACAAAGCGAACAAAUGGCGAAAAAAUAAUUAUCUUUGCCGUUCGCCGUUGAAACAUUGAGACUUUGAAGUGAUAGUACAAGGACUUUAAAACACGUUAACCAAACCAAAAGACAGUACUGACCAAUCUCUUUGUCUGUUUAGUUAUUUUUGUGUACUGUCUUGAUAUCGACGAAAUUAUAGGUCUUUGGCAAAACAUUUUAUUAUGACAAAUAAGUAAUAUGACAUUUUUAUUUUUUUGUUAGAGCUGUCACGCCAGUUUUAACCUGACUAUGACUCAACGUCGUGGGACUGUGUGAGGAAUAUUGAUUUAUUUAUAUCAAAAUAACUGAAAAUAUCGAUGAAAUAUUUUUAUUAUCUAUUGUUGAUUAAAAAUAUUUUAUAGAUAGUAAUUUUAAAUAACUCAACUAUCAGAAUGGACGCGUGGUACCUGGUCAAAAUAAAGGAGCUUGAAAUAAAA
Molecule: messenger RNA, 3801 nt
Organism: Nymphalis io (European peacock)
Lineage: Eukaryota; Metazoa; Arthropoda; Insecta; Lepidoptera; Nymphalidae
Gene: Unc-76
Product: fasciculation and elongation protein zeta-2
Exons: 7
Coding region: 67-1251 (394 amino acids)
Cellular component (GO): axon; cytoplasm
Source: RefSeq, a predicted model, not a curated record